AUGAGCGGUUCCGCUUCAAUUAGGGCACGGUGUUUCUACAGGCUCAGACAUACCGCUCAUCAAAGCUUGCAUGCUUCUACUUUGAGCUCGAGCGAUUCCAAAUUACUAAUAGUUCAGGGAUAUUAUCAACAAGGUGGAUACCCCCCUCAACAGGGUGGAUACCCUCCUCAGCAAGGAGGAUACCAACAACCUCCACAAGGCUACUACCAGCCCCAACAGCAACCUAUGUACGUGCAGCAACAGCCCCCAAAGCAGAGGGACAACGGAUGUGGAUGUUACGGAGGUUGCUUGGCUGCUUUGUUGGCUUGCUUCUGUCUCGAAGAGUGUUGUGGAGGUCCAUGA
Messenger RNA from Ogataea angusta, 342 nucleotides. RefSeq lists its product as uncharacterized. The record is from RefSeq and is a predicted model, not a curated record. NCBI's taxonomy places the organism in Eukaryota, Fungi, Ascomycota, Pichiomycetes, Pichiales, Pichiaceae. The transcript has a single exon. Bases 1 to 342 code for a protein of 113 amino acids.